Molecule: messenger RNA, 4340 nt
Organism: Vespa crabro (European hornet)
Lineage: Eukaryota; Metazoa; Arthropoda; Insecta; Hymenoptera; Vespidae
Product: transducin beta-like protein 2
Exons: 4
Coding region: 1156-3534 (792 amino acids)
Biological process (GO): endoplasmic reticulum unfolded protein response
Cellular component (GO): endoplasmic reticulum; nucleus
Molecular function (GO): nucleic acid binding; exonuclease activity; protein binding
Source: RefSeq, a predicted model, not a curated record
GAAGAAUCCGAAAAAAUAAGAGAUUAACGAAGGAGAUAAUCGAAUAAGAAUGAUAAUUAUUCGUCGAAAUUAACGAUAAUAUCAUAGCAUCUAUUCGAAGGCCGAUGAAACAACAUUGAGGUUAAUUCGCUUGUCGAAAGGCAAAAUUAAACAAAAAAAAAAAAAAAAAAAAAGAAGAAAAAAGAAAAAGAAAAAGAAAAAGAGAAAAACGAAGAAGUAGAAGAAGAAACAGAAAGGAAGGAUUAACAUUUCAAUCGUGAAAUUCGAGUGACUAAAUAUAAUAAUAAUAAUAAUAAUAAUAUAAUCAGAAAAUUCGAAUGUUUAUUAAUCGCGCGAGAUAUGCCGUGUCGAUAAUAAAUUUAUAUCGUAAUAAAGGACAACAACAACAACAAUAACAACAAUAACAACAACAACAACAACAACAACAACAACAAUAACAAUAAUCAUUCGAGAGAUACCACCCGGUAUGGUGUUUCGUUGAAAGUAUAUCAUCGCCGUUAUAUAUCGUGUGAGAAAGAGAAGGAAGAAAAGAAGAAGAAAUAGAUAUAAGAGAAAAUAAUAAUAAGAAUAUUGACGAACAAUCAAACAAAUACGAAUUAAUUCAAUUGUAAACGAUCAAUGAAUGAACGUUAUAAAUGAUUUAUUUAAAAGAUCAUCGAGACGUUUGUAAAAAAAUUUGAACAAAGAAAAAAAGAAUAAGAAGGUUAAGAAUAAUAGAAGUUCUCUUUCUCUCUCUACCUUUACCGACCGAGAUCAACUAUCUUAGUUAUCAAUAAAGCGAUGUAAGAGGAAUAGAAAGAGAAAGACAGAGAGAGGAAAAGAGAGAGAGAGUGAGAAAGAAAAAAAAGAGAUAGAGAAAGAGAGGGAGAAAGACAGAGAAAGAGAGAAGGAAAGAGAGAGAAAGGAAGAAAGAAAGAAAGAAAGAAAGAAAGAGAGAGAGUGAGAGACUAUAAAAGAAAAAUGUCAGCUCUACGUCUAGAUAUCGAAUGUUUCGUGGUUAUCAUCGUGCGGUUUACGCAUCGUGCCGCGAUCGUUGCGUGAUCUCUUGCGUGUUUUCGGAACGCGCGGUCGUGCGCACGCGAGAGUACUCCCGUUUCCUUAGCUUCCCUCAAAAACCGGCGUGUGCGUGUGCGUGUGCGUGAGAGUGCGCGUGUGAUGGAGGACACACAAGGGAAAAUCUUUCUCAACCGAACGGACUCAACCGUCCUUGUGUUAAUAGCGACAAUGAUCUUCGGUGGAGUCGUCAUAAUCUUUGGUUACAUUGUCACCCGGUAUUCAAGAUCCCAUGGCGACGUGGACUCGACAAAAGGUGCUACAGUUCCGGAGAAAGGGAAGCGCAUUGAUUCGAGAAACUCAUUAACAGGAUCAACGACUAAUUCGAGCGUUAAUAAGCGGACGAAAAAUAAAAAGCGCCGAGAAACACAACAAGAAUUCACUCAUUCUUGGGUCGUUGGUACAUUAAAGGGUCACACCAGUACGAUAUUUAACAUGAGUUUUUCAAGUAAUGGGAAGCUUCUCGCAUCUUGUGGUGAAGAUGGAAUGCAGCCAAACAAGGUGGCCCAGGAAGCAACCGGAGAGGCAUCGAAGUCAUUCUAUCGACGGAAUCCAACAUUGGUUAGAUGUUCCCCUCCUGUUACAGUAAAAGAUGAUUGGAAUGGUCUAAAUCUUCAAUCUUCGUCUGUUGAUCUAAGUAAUCAUCGGCGUCAUCAUCAUCAUCAUCAUCAUCAUCAUCAUCAUCAUCAUCAACACAGUGCUUCGAUAAACGCACAAUCCGAAUAUAUGGAACAAAAUAAUCAACAACGGCCGAUUAUUAAUCAAACAAUAGAUGUACAUUAUCAAAAUUCCAAAUUGAGUCCGCAGCAACAAAUUUUUUAUAUCCAACAAAUGCAAAUACAUGCUCAAAUGUAUCAUCAUUCCAUAAUGUUGCGGCAAAGAAGAUUGCACGCAUUAUGCCAUACAGGAGUAAAUUACCCGUGGGAUUUACCACAAUAUAAGUUUCAUGUUCUUGCCCAACAACAACGGCAAGAUCAACAACGUCUUCAUCAGCGGCAAAUGCAUUUGCACUCCCAAAUGCAAAUGGAAAUGCAGCAACGAUAUGUUCAGGAACAAAUGCAAAUACGGGAGGAACUGAAUAAAAGGAGGGAUGUAAUCCAAAAGAUGAAUGCACCGUUGAACAACUCAUAUGUGUCGUUCAAUAAUUCCAAUACCUCUUUGAACACUUCUAAUCAAUCAUUGAAUAACACGAAUGGUGCUUCUUCAAUGAAAAUCGAAAAUAUGAAUUUAUUUUAUUCCAAUCCAAAUUUUUUCAUCAAUCACAAUCACAAUCACAUACCUAAUAAUUCGGGAUUCACCUAUCGUUAUAUAUUCAGUAUCAAUGACGUUAAUCUUGAAUAUCUAUUACGUACUUAUACUCACCACACGUAUUAUUUGAUAGAGGCCGGUUAUCCGUUCAGCUGGAACUUUGAUUUUAGAAUCAAAAGAUACAUAUAUAAUUUGCACCAAUCGAAAAACAAAAAUCGUCCAUUGGACGUUAACGCUAAGGAAUUUGUACCUAACGGUACUUACAAAAAACUCGAAAAUGGCGACAGCGGUAACAAUAGUAGUAAUAGUUCGGACAUGGAACAAGAAAAUCAAUUGGACGACGAAGAACCAAAGAAUUUUAUACGAUCAGCAUCGUUCUCAACGAACCGUAAACCAGGAAUCCUUGCUAACAUUGAAAAUAUUAAACGGCAACGUAGGAAUUCUAUUUCAAAUUUGAAUGAAUGUUCUUCGAUCGAGACAAGAUGUUCAAGGUGUUUAAAAAGCUUUUAUAUGUAUCAAGCGAACGCAGAUAACGCUAUGUGCCAAAAUGAUUGUAUCUAUCAUAAUGGUGAACUCAGUUUUCAAAGGGAUACAAAAUAUAAAAUUUGGACUUGUUGCAAACAGAGAACAAGUUCUCUUGGCUGUACGAGCAAUGAGACGCACGAGUGGAUUGGUUUAAAGAAGAAUUACAAUGGUCCGUAUGUCGAUUUCGUUCGUACGAUACCAACAAAGAAAAUCCCGGCAAAUGGCAUUUAUGGGGUCUACGGUAUGGAUUGUGAGAUGGUUAUUACCACGUCUGGUUUCGAACUUGCUAAAAUCACUAUGGUUGAUGUAUGUGGUGUUGUUAUUUAUGAUCAUUUCGUUAAACCAACGAGCAAAAUUGUCGAUUAUAAUACCAAUUACAGCGGUAUUACGGAAGAAAAUUUGGCAGGUGUUACGAAAACUAUUAAAGACGUACAACAGGAUCUAUUGAGUUUUGUCAAUGCCGAGACAGUACUUAUAGGUCAUGGUCUUGAAAAUGAUUUACGUGCACUCCAUAUGCUUCACUUCACGGUGAUCGAUACCGCAUUAUUGUUGCGGCACGCCUGUGACUUGCCAUACAGGCAUAGUCUUAAAAAAUUAACGAAAUUGUUAUUAUCCAAGGAUAUACAAGAAUCCAGCCACAAUUCCAUUGAGGAUGCUAGAUGCGCCAUUGAUCUCGUAUUAUGGAAAUUAAAAUUUGAUGGCUUAUAAUUUGUGGGGAGUAAAGAAAGGGAUAAAAAAAGGAACAAACAAAAGAGAAAAAGAAAGAAAGAAAGAAAGGAAGGAAGGAAGGAAGAAAGGAAGGAAGAAAAAGAAGAGGAGGAGGAGGAAGAAGAAGAAGAAGAGGAUCUCAACGUUUUGUCGGAAAAAAAGAGAGAAAAGAAGAAUAAAUAAAAUAAAAAAAAAAUAAAUAAAUAAAUAAAUACAAAGAGACGUGAUCGACGAGUGCGAGAGAUCAGAGACAAAGAUAUGUACAUAUUUGUUUUAAUUGUUUGAUAACGGGGAUAUUUUUUUUUUUUUUUUUUCUUUUAAUUAUAUUUGAAUCCUCAAUUUCAUUUUCUUUUUUAUGUAUAUAGAUAUCAGUAAGAAACAUUAUUCUCGAGGUCGAUUCUGUCUACCUCAUUAUUUUUGUUGUUGUUGUCUCUGCAUCUCUGUCUCUUCUUCAAACAAACAUAUCUUAUUUUAAUGGAUCUCUCUUUUUCUCUCUUUUUUUCUUCUGUUUUUUUUUUUUCGUUUUUUUUUUUUUUUUUUUUUUCUCAAUUCCGCUUUAUUUUUAAUAUCAAACACGUCGACGUCACAUAUAAAAAAUAUCUCCUAUCCGACAAUGUGUUGUUAAACUUCCAUAAAAAGAAAUCUGUGAUACUUUUAAUCUUUAACAUAGAUAUUAUAAGAUGCACUCACAUUGAGAAAAUAAUACGUAAUUUUAUAUAUCGCAUUAUGGUGGCGUAAAUGUAGUUAUUAAGAAUCUGACGAUUUUCUUUCUUUUUUUUUUUUUUUUUUUUUUUUUUUUUUUUAUU